AUGAAAAAUAUUAAAGAUUUCGUUAACGAAGUAACAGAUAUAUCAAUGAUUCGAAAUUAUUGGAGUGUGAAUACUAUUGUAGAAAUAUAUAAUAAACAUAUCCAAGAAUUUGAAGCUGCGUGCAAAGAUUUGUAUUUUUCAACUAUUCUUUCAGAAGAAAAACGGGAACAGGCGAAUAAACAAAUUUUAGAAGAUGCUAACAUGUUAGGAAAUGUGAUGAAUGAGCUUAAUGAUGAUACCAAAAAUAUUGUGGAAAAGAUAUCAACCAAUUUAACUCUAAUUAAUGGGUUUGUCAUUGAAUAUUCUGAACUUAAGGAUCCAGAUCGUGGAUUUGUUAAUAUAAGAGGUUCAAAUAAUACAGCUUCAUAUGGAAAUCUAAAAGAAUUUUAUACGAAGUUUGACAUUUUAUGGACUACAAAAUUACAGAUAUAUUUAGUGGCCUUUAUUUUAUGCAUAGCUCCAGAAUAUUUCAUCACGACGUCUGUUAUUACUGAAGCAAAAAUUUCAAAUUUUGAAAGGGCACACAUAAUGUAUAGGGACAAACCUAUGCCAAGUUUAUAUAGAGAUGAAUGUAUUCCCUGGUUAGAGCCUGAAGUAAUUCAUGAAAAACUAUAUUACCGCCAAAUUGAAAUAUUUAGGUAA
Diversispora eburnea is the source of this 642-nucleotide messenger RNA. The record is from the annotation of a GenBank genome assembly. NCBI's taxonomy places the organism in Eukaryota, Fungi, Glomeromycota, Glomeromycetes, Diversisporales, Diversisporaceae.